Messenger RNA from Poeciliopsis prolifica (blackstripe livebearer), 5178 nucleotides. RefSeq names its product hexose-6-phosphate dehydrogenase (glucose 1-dehydrogenase) (gene h6pd). The coding region runs from base 295 to 2670 and encodes 791 amino acids. Gene Ontology annotation, molecular function: NADP binding; 6-phosphogluconolactonase activity; glucose-6-phosphate dehydrogenase activity. Gene Ontology annotation, cellular component: endoplasmic reticulum. Lineage: Eukaryota; Metazoa; Chordata; Actinopteri; Cyprinodontiformes; Poeciliidae. The transcript has 5 exons. Gene Ontology annotation, biological process: glucose metabolic process; pentose-phosphate shunt, oxidative branch; pentose-phosphate shunt. The record is from RefSeq and is a predicted model, not a curated record.
UGGCUUGUAUGUCCCGUUUGUACAUGUUUAUUUACGGCGAAGAGUUGUCACUUUCUGUCGAUUUUUUUUUACAUGAGACCAGAAGGAACGAUGGCGUCGUGUUGAGCGUUAGAAGCGGAAGUGGCGGUUGACGGCUAGCAGGUGGAAUCGAGCGACCAACGUGUUUUCCAGCUGUAAAUGUUUGUCUUUUGACACAUGAACAAACAUCUUUGAGGAUGUAAUGCCGAAGAGCGAGUUUAAACCUUGGCCACUUGUUUCCGUAAGCGUUGAUUUUUGGACAGUUGAGACUAGAAAAUGUCUUUAGCUGUCUCACUGCUCCUCGUCGCUCUGUGUGCUGGCGGAGGAUACGGUGAGGAGGGAAAGCGGACCCAGAAAGCUGGCCAUGUUUCUGUGGUCGUAGUUGGAGGAACUGGAGACCUGGCGAGGAAAUAUUUGUGGCAGGGAUUUUUUCAGCUGUAUGUGAGCCAGGUCAGCGGUGGAAACACCUUUUCUUUCUACGGGGGAGGUUUGUCCCCAUCUGAACAGGCCACACCAGUCCUCUUUGAGAUCCUGAAGGCGGUCACCUGCUCCAAGGAUGUUUCUCAGGACCGCUGCGCCAUCCUGAGGGAUCAAUUCCUGCGGCUCUCGCAGUAUCGGCAGCUAAAGACUCUGGAGGACUACCAGGAACUGGCCCGGCACAUCGAGCAGCAGCUCCAGCAGGAGGGAAUGACAGAGGCCGGACGCCUCUUUUACCUCUCAGUCCCGGCUUUCGCAUACGCAGGUGUUGCAGAGAAGAUCAACAGCAGCUGCAGGCCGGCCGGCGGGACCUGGCUAAGGGUCGUCCUCGAGAAACCGUUCGGACACGACUACCGCAGUGCUCAGGUGUUAGCUACUGAGCUACUGAGUGCAUUAAAGGAUGAAGAGAUGUACAGAAUCGACCACUACUUAGGGAAGCAGGUGGUGUCAAAGAUACUUCCAUUCAGGCUAGAGAACAGAAAGUUUUUGGAUCCCAUCUGGAACAGGCAUCACAUCGAGAGAAUAGAGAUUGUUUUAAAGGAGACUCUGGAUGUAAAAGGUCGGAUUUCCUUUUACGACGAGUACGGAGUGAUCCGAGAUGUUCUGCAGAACCACCUGACCGAGGUCAUGACCCUGCUGACCAUGAAGCUUCCUGCUAAUGUGAGCAACAGUGGAGAAGUUCUUCGAAACAAGCUGGAAGUUCUCAGCUCCAUGCUGCCGUUAGGAAAGAGUCAGGCAGUCAUCGGACAGUACCAGAACUACAAAACUGAGGUCCAACAGGAGCUGAAUAAAACCAAAGAGCACGUCAGUUUGACAUCAACAUUUGCAGCCGUUCUGGCCCAUAUCGAGGACGCACAGUAUGAAGACGUCCCUGUUCUUCUGAUCUCUGGGAAGAUGCUAGACGAACGCGUCGGUUACGCACGCGUCCUUUUCAAGAACGACAUCUUCUGCCUUCAGAGCCAGAACAAUGUCCACUGCAAACCUAAACAGAUCAUUUUCUACUUUGGCCACGGCAGUCUCAAAUAUCCAGCGGUUCUGGUCAGCAAGAACUUAUUCAAACCAGCUCUGAAAGGCGGAGAGUGGAAAGAAGUGACGGAGCACAAAGACGUCAACGUUUUGGGUUUGCACAUUUCCGAUUACUUUGUGCAAACUCCGACAACAGAAAGGGAAGCGUACGCAGAACUCAUCUAUCACAUUUUUGCUGGGCAGAAGAAUAAUUUUGUCAGCACUGAAAACCUUCUGGCCUCCUGGGAAGUCUGGACUCCGCUCCUCAGCGCCCUGAAAGGCUCCUUCCCCCGGAUCUACCCCGGCGGUGCCGACAAUGGAGACAUGCUGGACGUCCAUCUGAGGGGGAAGGAAAUCCACUUCAGCAGCGAGGCUGUGAUCAUCAGCCCGGAUCAGGUGGGAGGGCCGUCGGCCAACAACUUCCAGGUGAUGCAAGGGAAGUUUCGCAGUGCUGAGAUGGUGUCCGCCUGGUCGGUGGAGCUGGUGGAGCGACUGGCCGCGGAUAUGCAGGAAGCAGCCGAGGCAGCCGUGCGGGAGGACGGGGUCUUCCACCUCGCGCUCUCUGGGGGGUCCACUCCGCUCGCUCUGUUCCGCAGGCUGGUCCUGCACCACUUCUCCUUCCCCUGGAGAGACACACACAUCUGGAUGGUGGAUGAGCGCUGCGUCCCGCUGACUGAGGCGGAGUCCAACUUCCACAGCAUGCAUGAACACCUGCUGAAACACGUGAGGAUACCGUAUUACAACAUCCACCCCAUGCCAGUGCAGCUCAACCAGCGGCUCUGUGUGGAGGAGGACGGAGGAGCCCAGCUGUACGAGAAGGAGAUCAACACACUCGUUAACGUUUCCAGCUUUCACUUUGUGCUCCUGGGCGUCGGAUACGAUGGCCACACCGCUUCUCUGUUCCCUGGCGGGAAACUGAACGAGAGUGGAGGAAGCCUGGUGGCUCUCACAGAGAGUCCCAUCAAGCCCCAUCAGAGAAUGAGCCUCACCUUUAGGGCCAUCAACCGAGCUCGCACCGUCGCUCUGCUAGUGAUGGGCAAAGGCAAACAUGAGCUGGUCACCCAGCUGAGCCGAGUUAAGGACAACCUGGAGAAAUAUCCUGUCACCUGGGUGAAGCCAGAUAAUGGAAGGCUAGUUUGGUAUAUAGAUUAUGAUGCACUUUUAGGAUAAGUGAUUAUGUACUGUAAAAACACAAACACCAAGGAUUUUCAAACUGUUUUCUAAUGCAAAAUAUCUUUGUACACCAGAACAAAUAUCUGUGGUGUUUAGGAAGCAACACCAGCAACAACAAAUAUCUCUGUUCUGGUGUAGAAAUAAGAUGAAAUUAACUUUUCAAAAACAAGUAGGUUCCUAUUGAUGAAAAGGAUCUGCACUUUAAGACGUUUUUUCUAUAUUUUAAGUUAAAAUCUCAUGUCUCAGUAUAAAUGACACUUUUUUAACAAAAUAAAAGGAAAUACAGACUUAAAAUACUCACAUGUAAAACCGAUCUGAUCUUAAAACUGGGAUGCACCUCUAUCCUAUUUUGUUCUGAAAAGUUACUUAUAAGUUAGUCUUGUCUUAUCUCAAGUGUGCCAAGAUACCAGUAUUAGAAGCCAGUUAAAAAGUACUUGGUGAGAUUUUCUGUUAUUGAAAUGUGUUUUUCUUAUUUUCAAUCAGAGAAUGCAGCUGCUUUAACGGAAAUGGUGUUUAGGAAGCAACACCAGCACCAACAUGACCAGGAACUUCAGGUUUUUGCUUCAACUAUAAAUCAUAUUUACUAAACAUUUCUUUGUUUGAGCUCAGGACAACACAAGUCCAGUAACAAGUUUAUGCAACAUCUCUUAUUUUAACCAUUUUUUAGUUGAUUUCUAACAAUUGGGAUAUUUUUCUAAACAUUUGUCAAAAUUGUACAUGCCGGCUCAAAUAUAUUCAUACACCACGACUAUUAUUUGAAGUGAUACCUCUUAGAAAGUUAGAGAGAAACCACUUUCUGGAGCCAUGAACUGGGCUGGAUGAUCUAUCUUCUUAUAUUUGACACUAGAACACAUUUAAGUCAGUUGAUGUAAUGACACUUGGCUUGGCUUUUAAGCUUUUAAGCCCAGUUUAAUUGUUCAUUCAGGCUUAGAAGUAGCUUAUAUUUGGCUUCAUUAUCUAUUUCAGAAUCAGAUUUAAUGUAUUUUAUGGUCCUUUUACAUCCAAUUAUGUCCAAAUUUUAACCAUUGUUAAACUGAGGUGAAGUCAUUGAAUCUGGAGGUUGUCCUGCUUCAACUUUGAGCCGUGCUCAAGUACCGCUAUAAUUGAAACAAACCCUCAGUAUGAUGCUUUCACCACCAUGCUUCAGAGUCGGUACUGUGUUCUCCAUUCUUCUUGUUUUAUGGCCAAAUACUCCAGAGGUUUUCUGGUUGGACGUCUGCAGGAAUUGCACUCAGUCCUGCAAGAUUAACUUUUAGAGUCUGCAUUGAUACGAAAUGUUGUCACAGUUUAUAGACUUGAGCCUUGAUUGUUCCUGAAUUUUCCGACUGAUUUCCUUUCCUCUGAGGGUGACACAUUGGGUUGGCAAACUUUAAAAUCCAAAGAGACAAUUUUCCCCUGUUCCUAUCAAAAACAAACUUUCUCGAGCUGCAAAACAUUUAAAACAUGGCUCUGUUCUUGAGCACUUUUGGCCAAACUUGAACGACCAGAUGUGCCUCCUGCAGUUUGCAGCCUCGUGGGUGGGAGGGUUGAAACAUGGACAAAACUGGAUGUUCCAGCAGAAAAAUGACCCCAGUUGGAUGGAAAAAGUGCAGUUUUGGUUAAGCUAAAGGAUUCUCCUUUAAUCAAUCAUGACACCAAAUUCAGCCCUGCUGGCAAUGCAGGGACUACAAUGAAACGCCACAAUGGAAAAGGUACUGUUCAAAUAAAUCAUUAAAAGCCCCAAAUUAGUGACAUUUAUCUUCAUAUGAAUGAAUGUAAACUUCUGAUCUGCACUGUAAGUCAAACAGGUUUAGUAGAUCAGUAGUAGAUUUGUGCUGACCCAAAUCUAAUAGGAUUUGGAUCAGUACAUUUCACUUUUAAAAAGCCCUUUAGGCAAUUAGUUAUGAGUUAUAAAUAAAGCGUGGUGAUAAAGUUAACCUUUAAAGCACAACGAAGUGUUCAGGUUUUGCAGUUUAUAGUUAAUGGCAAAAAACUUGUGGUUCUUUCCUAUCAAAAGGUGAAAUUUUAUGUGAAAUCCAUGUGAAUGAAUGCAGUUGAAGAUUUGUUUUAUAGCGUUUAUGAAAAACUGUGAUCUGAGUGGAGAUGUAGACAGGUCACAGGAAUCCAAGUCUCCAGCUCAGAGCAGGAAGUUUGAAGCAUGUGAUGCUGUGAAAUCUGGUGCUUAGAGCCAAACAAACACAAGAGGGAUUUAUUUUAGACGGAAUCAGUGUGUUUGUGCAAGUCAUGUCAAAUCUCAGGUGUUUCUGCAGAUACUUGGUGGCAGGGUUACAAUGCAAUUAAGAAAAGAUCGAGGUUCUCUAGAGUGAAGACGGUUAUUUGUGCUGCAGAGAUUUUUAAGCAGCGUAUCAGUAACCCCUAAAUAAACAUUCCUUUCAGGUUAUUUCUGUACAAUCUGCAGGUGAUUUUUUAAAGCAUUAAUUUCAGACAGAAUUGAUUGUAUUUUAGUGAAUUGUUUAUGAAGUUUGCCUUGAGUUUACUUUCAAUAAAAAUCUGAUUUAUUACAUU